AUGGUUCUCUUCGCCGUCGCCCUCACCGUGACCUCGGCGUGCGCCAUCAACGUCGGGAAGGGGAUGCAGAAGAAGGCGGCGAAGACGCUGCCGCGGUUCGGGUUGACCUCGGUGCGGACGUACGUGAGCGACCGCGCGUGGCGACGCGGGUUAGAAUUGGAUAUUCUCGGCGGCGCGGGAAUGUUACUGGCGCUGUCGAUCGCCCCGAUGAGCGUGGUGCAGCCGGCGAGCGCGAGUGGGGUGGCGAUUUUGGCGGUGGUGAGUCACGUGUACCUGGGAGAGUCGUUGUCGAUGCGAGAGUGGCGAGGGGUCGCGAGCUGCGCGCUGGGCAUCGUCGUCUUGUCGAGAUUCGCAGAGGGCGGCGGCGAUACCGCACCGCUGGGUGGAGGACGGUUGUUCUUCGCGGUGAUUCUUGGAAUAGUUUUCUUCCUGACGCCGAGCGUGGUGCUGAGGAGAUAUAGCGCGGGAAUCACCGCGACGGACGCGAAGCGGUACGAGUUGAUAAAAGUCGGCGCGCAGUGCGGGAUGAGCUUCGCGCUGAGCGCGGCGUGCGUGAAGAUUGGGAUGCGAUAUUUGCAUAAUUGGCUCCUGUUAAGGGCACCGGUGGCGUUCAGCGUCGGCGCGGCGCUCACGGCGCUCGGUUUAUAUUUCCAAACCAAAGGUUUGCGAGACGGGAGCUCCAUCGUCGUCGUCUGCGUCGCCGGCAACGUCGCCCAGAUGUGCGUCGCCGCCGUGUACGGACUCAUGAUCUUAGGUGAACCCGUGCCGCACACGGUGUUCUCACUCCUGGGAUGGAUCACGAGCUGGGCGUUCAUCAUGUACGGCGUCAUCGCGCUCGGCGGGUCAGAUUCGGGCGCGGCGCUCGCCGCCGCGCGCGACGUCCGCGGUCAAGCCGUGCUCCCCGUAACCGCCAUCGGUCCCGGUGCGCACCCGCGCGCCAAGCUCAACGUCCACUGA
This is a messenger RNA of Ostreococcus tauri, 957 nucleotides long. RefSeq names its product Magnesium transporter NIPA. Gene Ontology annotation, biological process: magnesium ion transport. The record is from RefSeq and is a predicted model, not a curated record. Gene Ontology annotation, molecular function: magnesium ion transmembrane transporter activity. The coding region runs from base 1 to 957 and encodes 318 amino acids. Lineage: Eukaryota; Viridiplantae; Chlorophyta; Mamiellophyceae; Mamiellales; Bathycoccaceae. The transcript has a single exon. Gene Ontology annotation, cellular component: membrane.